AUGGCGGCGGCUGAAACGCUCACUAUCCACCUCCCCGGCGGUGCCAUUUUAGCUCGACGCCGGGACAACCUCAUCCAUGCCAGAGGCAUCAGAUAUGCACAUGCCACAAGAUUUGCGAGGCCCCAAGCCCUGCCAGAUUGGGAGGGAAUCUGGGAUUGCACCGGGCCAGCUUCAGUGUGUCCCCAGAAUGCCUCUCGGCUAGCGCGGGUUACCGGGGUUCUGGAGGGAAAUAGGGAUCAGAAUGAGGAUUGCCUCCAUGUCAGCGUUGUGGCUCCGACCACAGUGCGAGCAGCCCCUGUUAUGGUCUUUUUACAUGGCGGGGCGUAUGUUACUGGGGGUGGUGAUCUCGACGCAUACAGCCCUCACAAACUAGCCAAGGAGGGUGUUGUUGCUGUCACCAUCACCCAUAGGCUUGGGGUGUUUGGGUAUCUCCCCAUCCCCGACCUGGCCCCAGCAAACCUUGGUCUGCUCGAUCAGAUAGAGGCGAUGCGCUGGAUCCAGAAAAACAUCAAAGCAUUCGGUGGGGACCCAAAUAACGUCACUGUCUUCGGCCAGUCUGCUGGUGCCGACGCGAUAUAUUGCCUUUUGGUGGCUGAUAAUACGGACGAACUCUUCCAUCGGGCAAUACUACAGAGCUUGCCGCUUGGUCGACUGUAUGAUGAGAACCGUGACAAGAUGACUCGUGCCAUGUCCCAACACGCCAGCAAUGCGCUUUCCCCUGCAGAUUUGGUAGUGGCCCCUGUAUCCCACCUCCUCGACCUACAAAAGCAGCUGCUAGGCGUCGCCAGAUCCGUUUCGCCCGCUCUCCUGCCCUUUGGACCGAUAUUCGGCGAACACCCAUUGCCGCCCGAGAAUAUCCUCUCUGAUCGCUUCAUCGCUGCCGCUCGUCGCAAGCCACUAUUCGUCGGCUAUACGGCAAACGAGGAAACCGCCUUCACGCACAUUGACUCGAGGGAGCAGGCCCCUGCAUACCUUUAUAACCUGUUCCAAGGUGAAACCGAUCACCUGCUUCAGCACACCUCCACGGCACUUGGCAGGGGUUUGCCCAGCUAUGAGAUUCGGUGGUACACUAAAGGAAAUGGCGAUCUUCAAGCAACGCACUGCAUAGAACUACCGUUCCUCCUGGGCGACUGGCCUGCAUGGAAACAUGCGCCAAUGCUUCAGGGAGCGGACGCCGAGGAGGGAGUUGAGAGAGUAGGUACUUCCGUGAGGAAUUUAUGGGUUGCAUUUGCUCGUGGGGAGGACCUAGGUGGCAGGAAGUAUAUCAUUGAUGAAACCUUCAAGUUCCCUUGA
Molecule: messenger RNA, 1293 nt
Organism: Aspergillus versicolor CBS 583.65
Lineage: Eukaryota; Fungi; Ascomycota; Eurotiomycetes; Eurotiales; Aspergillaceae
Exons: 1
Coding region: 1-1293 (430 amino acids)
Source: RefSeq, a predicted model, not a curated record